UCGUCGGUCGUACUCUGUGUCGUACUACUCUCACAUUCACAAGUCGCGUGUUGAAAGUGGGAACUCGAGACUACAAUUUGAUAAAAUUUCGGAUAGAAAUUGAGAAAUGUGAAUAAACAGUGUGUGAUUACGAACAAUAACAUCAAAAUGUAUCGGAAGUUGAUGUGGUGUUACGUUUUCGUAUUGACUUUAUUAGAUUUAUCGCUCAACAGCAAACUGACAGCCCAGGGAAAGAGCCAUGGUGUGACAGUCCAUGAUUCGUUGGUGGAGGGCAUCACAUUUCAGGAAUGGGGCUCGGAGACGGGCGCUGGCGCUGGCGCUGGCGCUGGUGACGGCGCGGAGGGCGGGUCGGGGCGCGCGCUGCCGCCGGCGGCGCUGCGCGCGUCGCCGCCCGCGCUGGCGCUGGGCCGCGCCGCGCUGGGCGCCGCGCACGCCGCCACCGUCACGCUCACCAACACCGCCAACACCACCAUGCACCUCGCCUCCAUCGCCGGCACCACGCCCGACUUCCACGCUUCCUUCUUUGACUCCAAGACAUUGGCGUGUGGAGCCAACACGUCGUUCAGCGUGGUGUUCCUGGGGCGGCGCGAGGGGCCCGUCUCGCAGCACCUUUACAUCCACACCUCGCUCGGCGUGCUCAAGUACCCGGUGUCGGCGAUAGGUGUGGCGAGCGAGUGGGCGCUGUGGCCCAUGGUCGGGGUGCGCGUGCCGCACAACGCCACGCUGCGCCCGCUGCUGCACAUGCACAACCCCACCGACCAGCCCGUGCAGGUGAUGGAGAUGUACUCGUCGGCGGCGUGGCUGGGGCUGCAGCUGCCCGGGGGCGGGGCGUCGGCGCCGCGGGAGCACUGGACGCUGCCGCCGCACUCCACGCGCCCGCUCGUGCGCCUGCGCCCGCGGCCCGGCAAGGACAGCACCGCCUACAUACGAAUAAAAGCGAACGUGACGGGCGCGCCGAUGGUGGUGGUGGUGGAGGCGGCGGCGACGGCGGCCGGCGUGUACGCCGAGCCCCUGCAGCUGCGCGCCGGCACGCGCGGCGCCGCCGACAACCCUUACACGUUCUCGAUCUCGCUGGGCAACAGCGACGCGGCGCCGUGGGGCGUGGCGGGCGGCGCGGCGGGCGCCUGCAGCCGCGCGCCGCACGCGCCGCCCGCGCCCCCAGCGCCAGCGGCCGACCACGCGCCGCUCGUCGCCAAUGGACACCACAACGGUGGUGCGGAAGGCGUGCAGCUGUCGGUGCUGCGCGCGCAGCUGGAGCCGCACCUGGAGCCCGAGCGCGCCGCGCAGCUCACGCUCGACUUCGCCAAGCUGUGGGCGGGCGCGGAGGCGGGCGCGGACGCGGAGGCGGGCGCGGGGGAGGAGCGCUGGUGCGCGGGCUGGGCGGGGCUGGCGGGCGCGGCGCUGCCCUACAGCGUGCGCCUGCUGCCAGGCACGCUCAGCCUGCCCGAGGACCUGCAUUUCGUGACGGCGGACGAGAGCUGCAUGCAGGCGCAGGACAUCAGCGCGCGCAACCAGUUCCAGCAGCCCGUCAAAAUUGUGUCGGUGGAGUUCCCGCCGGAGCUGCUACAACAUUUUGAAACCGAGUCGUGGCCAGGACUGUCGCUGGCGGCGGGCGCGGAGGCGGCGGUGGCGCGGCUCAAGCUGAAGCGGCGCGACCCGGACGCCAUCCUGGACUCGCGCGUCCACGUGCUCACUAAUCUAACGCACACCACCUACUCCGUCCGCGUGCUGUUGUACGGAGGACACCUGCACAUUGAGUGGCAGUGGCCGCACGCGCACGCGGCGUCGCUGCCGCUGGGCGCGCUGGCCACGUCGUCCACGCGGCGCGUGCUGGCGCGCGUGCGCAACCCCGCGCCCGCGCCCGUGUGCGCCUCCGCGCACGCCGCGCUGCCCGGCGCCACGCUCGCGCUCAGCGCCGAAGGCGGGUGUGUGCCAGCGUCCGGCUGGGCGUCAGCAGUGCUGACGGUGGUGGCGCCGGCGCGAGCCGGGCCCGUGCGCGGCGCCGUGUGGCUGCAGGCGCGCGGCGCACGCGCAGAGACCGCGGUGACGCUGUCCGCGCAGCCCGGCGCCGUGCGCGCGCGCCUGCUGCACGACUCCGCCGGCGACGAGUGCCAGGCGGCCCCGGUCAGUACACACACACUACAGUGCCGCCAGCAGGCGCGCGGCGCACGCGCAGAGACCGCGGUGACGCUGUCCGCGCAGCCCGGCGCCGUGCGCGCGCGCCUGCUGCACGACUCCGCCGGCGACGAGUGCCAGGCGGCCCCGGUCAGUACACACACACUACAGUGCCGCCAGCAGGCGCGCGGCGCACGCGCAGAGACCGCGGUGACGCUGUCCGCGCAGCCCGGCGCCGUGCGCGCGCGCCUGCUGCACGACUCCGCCGGCGACGAGUGCCAGGCGGCCCCGGUCAGUACACACACACUACAGUGCCGCCAGCAGGCGCGCGGCGCACGCGCAGAGACCGCGGUGACGCUGUCCGCGCAGCCCGGCGCCGUGCGCGCGCGCCUGCUGCACGACUCCGCCGGCGACGAGUGCCAGGCGGCCCCGGUCAGUACACACACACUACAGUGCCGCCAGCAGGCGCGCGGCGCACGCGCAGAGACCGCGGUGACGCUGUCCGCGCAGCCCGGCGCCGUGCGCGCGCGCCUGCUGCACGACUCCGCCGGCGACGAGUGCCAGGCGGCCCCGGUCAGUACACACACACUACAGUGCCGCCAGCAGGCGCGCGGCGCACGCGCAGAGACCGCGGUGACGCUGUCCGCGCAGCCCGGCGCCGUGCGCGCGCGCCUGCUGCACGACUCCGCCGGCGACGAGUGCCAGGCGGCCCCGGUCAGUACACACACACUACAGUGCCGCCAGCAGGCGCGCGGCGCACGCGCAGAGACCGCGGUGACGCUGUCCGCGCAGCCCGGCGCCGUGCGCGCGCGCCUGCUGCACGACUCCGCCGGCGACGAGUGCCAGGCGGCCCCGGUCAGUACACACACACUACAGUGCCGCCAGCAGGCGCGCGGCGCACGCGCAGAGACCGCGGUGACGCUGUCCGCGCAGCCCGGCGCCGUGCGCGCGCGCCUGCUGCACGACUCCGCCGGCGACGAGUGCCAGGCGGCCCCGGUCAGUACACACACACUACAGUGCCGCCAGCAGGCGCGCGGCGCACGCGCAGAGACCGCGGUGACGCUGUCCGCGCAGCCCGGCGCCGUGCGCGCGCGCCUGCUGCACGACUCCGCCGGCGACGAGUGCCAGGCGGCCCCGGUCAGUACACACACACUACAGUGCCGCCAGCAGGCGCGCGGCGCACGCGCAGAGACCGCGGUGACGCUGUCCGCGCAGCCCGGCGCCGUGCGCGCGCGCCUGCUGCACGACUCCGCCGGCGACGAGUGCCAGGCGGCCCCGGUCAGUACACACACACUACAGUGCCGCCAGCAGGCGCGCGGCGCACGCGCAGAGACCGCGGUGACGCUGUCCGCGCAGCCCGGCGCCGUGCGCGCGCGCCUGCUGCACGACUCCGCCGGCGACGAGUGCCAGGCGGCCCCGGUCAGUACACACACACUACAGUGCCGCCAGCAGGCGCGCGGCGCACGCGCAGAGACCGCGGUGACGCUGUCCGCGCAGCCCGGCGCCGUGCGCGCGCGCCUGCUGCACGACUCCGCCGGCGACGAGUGCCAGGCGGCCCCGGUCAGUACACACACACUACAGUGCCGCCAGCAGGCGCGCGGCGCACGCGCAGAGACCGCGGUGACGCUGUCCGCGCAGCCCGGCGCCGUGCGCGCGCGCCUGCUGCACGACUCCGCCGGCGACGAGUGCCAGGCGGCCCCGGUCAGUACACACACACUACAGUGCCGCCAGCAGGCGCGCGGCGCACGCGCAGAGACCGCGGUGACGCUGUCCGCGCAGCCCGGCGCCGUGCGCGCGCGCCUGCUGCACGACUCCGCCGGCGACGAGUGCCAGGCGGCCCCGGUCAGUACACACACACUACAGUGCCGCCAGCAGGCGCGCGGCGCACGCGCAGAGACCGCGGUGACGCUGUCCGCGCAGCCCGGCGCCGUGCGCGCGCGCCUGCUGCACGACUCCGCCGGCGACGAGUGCCAGGCGGCCCCGGUCAGUACACACACACUACAGUGCCGCCAGCAGGCGCGCGGCGCACGCGCAGAGACCGCGGUGACGCUGUCCGCGCAGCCCGGCGCCGUGCGCGCGCGCCUGCUGCACGACUCCGCCGGCGACGAGUGCCAGGCGGCCCCGGUCAGUACACACACACUACAGUGCCGCCAGCAGGCGCGCGGCGCACGCGCAGAGACCGCGGUGACGCUGUCCGCGCAGCCCGGCGCCGUGCGCGCGCGCCUGCUGCACGACUCCGCCGGCGACGAGUGCCAGGCGGCCCCGGUCAGUACACACACACUACAGUGCCGCCAGCAGGCGCGCGGCGCACGCGCAGAGACCGCGGUGACGCUGUCCGCGCAGCCCGGCGCCGUGCGCGCGCGCCUGCUGCACGACUCCGCCGGCGACGAGUGCCAGGCGGCCCCGGUCAGUACACACACACUACAGUGCCGCCAGCAGGCGCGCGGCGCACGCGCAGAGACCGCGGUGACGCUGUCCGCGCAGCCCGGCGCCGUGCGCGCGCGCCUGCUGCACGACUCCGCCGGCGACGAGUGCCAGGCGGCCCCGGUCAGUACACACACACUACAGUGCCGCCAGCAGGCGCGCGGCGCACGCGCAGAGACCGCGGUGACGCUGUCCGCGCAGCCCGGCGCCGUGCGCGCGCGCCUGCUGCACGACUCCGCCGGCGACGAGUGCCAGGCGGCCCCGGUCAGUACACACACACUACAGUGCCGCCAGCAGGCGCGCGGCGCACGCGCAGAGACCGCGGUGACGCUGUCCGCGCAGCCCGGCGCCGUGCGCGCGCGCCUGCUGCACGACUCCGCCGGCGACGAGUGCCAGGCGGCCCCGGUCAGUACACACACACUACAGUGCCGCCAGCAGGCGCGCGGCGCACGCGCAGAGACCGCGGUGACGCUGUCCGCGCAGCCCGGCGCCGUGCGCGCGCGCCUGCUGCACGACUCCGCCGGCGACGAGUGCCAGGCGGCCCCGGUCAGUACACACACACUACAGUGCCGCCAGCAGGCGCGCGGCGCACGCGCAGAGACCGCGGUGACGCUGUCCGCGCAGCCCGGCGCCGUGCGCGCGCGCCUGCUGCACGACUCCGCCGGCGACGAGUGCCAGGCGGCCCCGUGGGCGAGCGGCUGGGCGCCGGCGCUGGUGGUGGAGAGCACGAUGGCGCUCAAGAUGAAGUUGACACUGGUCGAGCCGCAGCCGCCAGACCCCGCGCUCGUGUUCAUUCCACCGGAAGACCCGGAGGCGUGGUGGAUCGGGCCCGGCACCAACACGCUGGGCCGCGUGCACUACCUGCCCGAGCGCGCGUGCGGCGCCGCCUGCUACACCGGCCUGGCUGUAGACCCGGAGACCUGGCCGCAGACCACGCUGGACGAGGACCUGGAGCUGCUGGCCAGGAGGAGGCAGCUGUACGAGGCGGAGCGGCUGCGCGCCGUGAGGAACGUGUCGCUCGCUGUGGACACCACGGAGAGCACGCUGGAGGACCUGGAGCUGCUGGCCAGGAGGCGGCAGCUGUACGAGGCGGAGCGGCUGCGCGCCGUGAGGAACGUGUCGCUCGCUGUGGACACCACGGAGAGCACGCUGGAGGACCUGGAGCUGCUGGCCAGGAGGCGGCAGCUGUACGAGGCGGAGCGGCUGCGCGCCGUGAGGAACGUGUCGCUCGCCGUGGACACCACGGAGAGCACGCUGGAGGACCUGGAGCUGCUGGCCAGGAGGCGGCAGCUGUACGAGGCGGAGCGGCUGCGCGCCGUGAGGAACGUGUCGCUCGCUGUGGACACCACGGAGAGCACGCUGGAGGACCUGGAGCUGCUGGCCAGGAGGCGGCAGCUGUACGAGGCGGAGCGGCUGCGCGCCGUGAGGAACGUGUCGCUCGCUGUGGACACCACGGAGGUGAGUGGCGGUGCCGUGUGUGCCGCCUGCUGCACCGGCCUGGCCGCAGAGCACGCUGGAGGACCUGGAGCUGCUGGCCAGGAGGCGGCAGCUGUACGAGGCGGAGCGGCUGCGCGCCUGGCGGUGCCGUGUGUGCCGCCUGCUGCACCGGCCUGGCCGCAGAGCACGCUGGAGGACCUGGAGCUGCUGGCCAGGAGGCGGCAGCUGUACGAGGCGGAGCGGCUGCGCGCCGUGAGGAACGUGUCGCUCGCUGUGGACACCACGGAGGUGAGUGGCGGUGCCGUGUGUGCCGCCUGCUGCACCGGCCUGGCCGCAGAGCACGCUGGAGGACCUGGAGCUGCUGGCCAGGAGGCGGCAGCUGUACGAGGCGGAGCGGCUGCGCGCCGUGAGGAACGUGUCGCUCGCUGUGGACACCACGGAGAUGGUCCGCAUCCCGGUGUCGGGCUGGGUGGCGGUGGGCUGGCCGCGGCUGGUGGCGGCGCCGGGCGCCGGCUGGGCGGGGCUGGCGGGCGCGGGCGCGGGCGCGGCGCGCUGGCUGCGCCUGCGCAACCCCUCCGCGCACCCGCUCGCGCUGCAGCUGCAGAUACACGGCGACUCCAGGACGCUGCACCAGGAUAUACUAUCGGAGACGGAGGAGUGCGCGCACGCACAGUGCUCGUUCGUGCCGGGCGUGUUCGCGGCGUCGGAGUGGCGCGCCGUGCGCGGCGGCGCGGCGCCGCUGCGGGCCGGCGGCGGGGACGGCGCGGCGCCGCUGCGGGCCGGCGGCGGGGACGCCUCCACGCUGCGCUGCCCGCGCUGCUGCUCGCCCCGCGGGCCGAGGUCGAGGUCAAGAUCGACUUCCUGCCGCCCGAGGCUGACCUGUACGGCGCGGUGCUGUUCCUUAGGAAUAACCUGACGAUCGUGGAGGCGGUGCAGCUGGGCGGGCGCGGCGCCGUGCCGCGCUUCGAGCUGGGCGGCCGCCGCGCGCACGCGCACGCGCACGCGCCCAUACUGCUGCAGAUUCCGGAUUGCGAGGAGGGCCAAGACUGCGAGAGCGUCGCGGCCAACUCGGAGGAGUCCCGCUGGGAGGUGCGGCGCACGCUGCUGGCGCGCAACACCGGCGCCGUGGCGCUGCGCCUGCGCGCCUGGCGCCUCGCCGGCGAGCCCUGCGCCGCGCGCGGCUUCCGCCUCGAGCCCUGCGCGCCGCUCACGCUGCAACCCAACGAGACCAGAGCGUUGACGCUGUCCUUUCAAACCGAUUGCUCUCUCGCGAGAGUCCCCUGUCCUCUGACCCUGCGCUCCGACUCCGGCCCGGCGGCGUUUAGACUGUUAGGAGCGGUUCCGGCUAAACUAUUACCGAUAUGCGCGCGGCGGCAGCCCCGGCCGGCGUGGGAGCCGGCGCUGCGCGCGUCCGGCGCGCUGCUCGCCGUCGUCGCGCUGGCGCUGGUCCUCGCCGCCGCCGCGCUCGACGCGGAGCGACUCCUGCGCCGCGCGAGAGACGCGAGGCAGACUCCGGCGCCCCGCGCGCCGCUAGACUUGCGCGCGCUGGCGCGGGAGCAGCCCGCGGUGCCUCCGCCCCCGGCCGCGCCGAGGCGGCGCAGACCGCGCCGGCCGCAGCCGCCGCUCGACCCGGCGGCCGAACGCAGGGCUUUCGAACACUGGCGCGCCGAAAUGCUCCGACGCGACGCGCCGCGGGCCGAGGACUCGUCGUCGCGGUCGAGCUCGGACGCCGACGCGGCCGCCGCGGAGCCGGAGCCGGAGCCGGAGCGGGAGGCGGAGCCGUCGGACACGGAGGAGACGCGGUCGGGCGCGCGCACGCCCACGGACUCGGAGCCGGCGUCGGGCACGGACUCCUCCUCGCCGCCCGACGACGCGGACGAGCGCCCGCCGCCGCCCGCGCCCGCCGCGCCGCCGCCGCCGCCCGUGCGCGUGCGCCGCGACCCCGCCCCCGCCACCUCCUCCACCCCCACCACCGCCGAGCCCGCACGCCGCGCCGACCCGCCCGCCAGGCCGCGCGCCGCGCCCGGGAAACAUCACACUCGGAAAGACAAGUUGUCGAAGCGGCGCAGCGAGCGUCCCGCGGCGACGGCGCGCGUGUCCCCGCCGCAGUGCGAGUCCCGGGCCUGCGCCGCGGUCGGCAGCGGGGGCGGGAGCGGUGGCGGUGGCGGGGGCGGGAGCGGGAGCGGGAGCGGCGCGAGCGCGGCGACGACGCCGGCGCUGCGCUGGGGCGCGUCGUGGUCCAGCGUGGUGGCGGCCGGCGCGCUGCCGCCCAUCGGCGACCCCGUGCGCAGAUCUCCCCCCGCGCCGCUGCCGGCGCCGGACCAGUCGUUGUUCUACUACAACGACGCGCACGCGCUGCGCGCGCAGCAGCCGCCGCCGCCACGCGCCGACGCCGACUACACGCCUCCCCCCACCGUCGCCCCCCCCGCCGCCGCCUGGCGCGCGCACGACCGCUCGCCCUUCCUGCCCGACCCGCCCGCGCAGAGGGACUACCUCGUUUCAGAGGACGGGCACAUGCUGAACGGGUCGCACUCGCACUCGCAGGCGCAGGCGCAGGCGCACGCGCACGCGUACGGCACGAUCGGGUCGCCGUCGCCGUGGAGCUCGCCGUGGGCGGCGCGCACGCUGCGGCCGCCGCCCGGGUUCGCGCCGCGCGCGGGUGCCGCGGCUGUGGCGCCCCCCACACCCGCCCCCGCACCCCCCCCGGUGCGCGCCUUCGACCCCUUCCACUCGCUGGCCUCCAUCUGGGCGCCGGCCGCCUUCGACUGGCGCGCCGACCCCCCGCCCCGCAACCACAACUAAUGUCGCCGCACCCGCACCCUACACUCGCCGAACGGUUCUACCUCUACAUUUAUAUCUUGACCGAGUACAUCGAUCUUUUUUUUCAUCUGUCUAUUAUUGCGCCGAUUGAAAAUUGUAUUAUUUUGCUUACGAUUA
Messenger RNA from Leguminivora glycinivorella, 8913 nucleotides. RefSeq lists its product as uncharacterized. The transcript is spliced from 29 exons. Gene Ontology annotation, cellular component: membrane. The record is from RefSeq and is a predicted model, not a curated record. The coding region runs from base 148 to 8778 and encodes 2876 amino acids. Lineage: Eukaryota; Metazoa; Arthropoda; Insecta; Lepidoptera; Tortricidae.